AUGUCCAAGGCCACUGUUGCUGCUAUUGCAGCCGCCAGUGCCGCCACGGGCGCCGGUAUCACAGCCCUCUUCUACUCACGCCCAAGCCCUCAACAGCAGAAGCCAGCUACAGCAACUCCUACAACCGCCCCCGCUCCCCCAACCGCCCCCGUCGCCGUCCCAGUACCAACUCAACCGGCUUCCCCUUCGCUCGCCAGCAAGUCCGCAACCGCUACCGGGCCCGUCGAUCCCGCUGGCAUCUAUCAGUAUGGCUUUCCAGGCCCCAUAGCCGACACAAUCACGUCGCUUCCCCUAACAGGUGCAUACGACCGACGCACCCGGAAUCCCUCCUGGGUCGCUGAGCACAUCACGCCCGCGUCACUGGCAUCGAAGAAUGCGGACCGCAAGCACAGCACCUUCUUCGAAGACUCGACCAUCCCGCCUCUCUUCCGUGCCAAACUCGCCGACUACUUCCGAUCCGGAUAUGACAGAGGCCACCAGGUUCCCGCGGCCGAUGCGAAAUGGUCACAGGAGGCAAUGGACGGAACAUUCGCGCUGACGAACAUGUGUCCGCAGGUUGGGGAGGGAUUCAACAGAGACUACUGGGCACAUUUUGAGGAGUUCUGUCGAGACUUGACGAAACGGUACCCUAGCGUACGAAUUAUUACUGGGCCGCUGUACCUCCCGCAUCGAGACGCCGAUGGGAAAUGGAGGGUGAACUAUGAGGUUAUCGGCACGCCGCCCAAUGUCGCCGUGCCGACGCACUUCUACAAGGUCGUUUAUGCUGAGGAGGGGCCGGGGUUGCCGAGUGGGAAGGUUGCCCUCGGGGCGUUCGUGUUGCCGAAUGCGCGAAUCUCGAAUGAUAAGAGACUGGCCGAGUUUGAGGUGCCGCUCGAGGCGGUGGAGAGGGCGAGCGGGUUGGAGUUUGCAAGCAAGCUAGAGCCUACGCGUAGGAAGAGGCUUUGCCAGGAGGUCCGGUGCGAUAUCGUGGUGAGGGAGUUUAACAAUGCGAAGAAGAAGGCUUAG
Messenger RNA from Aspergillus nidulans FGSC A4, 1005 nucleotides. RefSeq names its product ribonuclease. Gene Ontology annotation, cellular component: mitochondrial inner membrane; mitochondrion. The transcript has a single exon. The coding region runs from base 1 to 1005 and encodes 334 amino acids. Gene Ontology annotation, molecular function: metal ion binding; nucleic acid binding; endonuclease activity. Lineage: Eukaryota; Fungi; Ascomycota; Eurotiomycetes; Eurotiales; Aspergillaceae. The record is from RefSeq and is a predicted model, not a curated record.